AGUCCUCAAGCUAUCUUCAAAGAUCCAUUUAGGAGGGGCAACAAUAUUCUUGUGAGUUCUAUGUCACUAACCAUUUUUUUUCUGCAUUUUUUUCUUUAGUUCUUGUUUCAAUACCCUGGAGUUGACUUCUUUAAGUCUAUGCUGCUAUUCAGGUCAUGUGUGAUACAUACACUCCAGCAGGAGAGCCAAUCCCAACAAACAAGAGACAUGCUGCUGCAAAGAUAUUUAGCCAUCCUGAUGUUGUCGUUGAAGAACCCUGGUAUCUACUGCUUCAUUUUUUACCUUCAGUGGUAGCUUGAAUACUGAGCCUUGUGUGUUUUCUAUGAACCAUGUGAUUUACUUUCAACAUUACAUAGGUAUGGCAUUGAGCAAGAGUACACACUGUUGCAGAAGGAUGUUAAGUGGCCUAUUGGAUGGCCUGUUGGUGGCUACCCUGGACCUCAGGUAUUGAUAAUUUCUUCCUUUUAAUGGCUAUAUACUCCAUGUUAUCCUGAAAAUUCCACAUCAAUUGGCAAUAGCCCUCAUUGAUUAUGUUAUUAAUAUAAUUGAUAUGUGAUUUGAUGUUUUGGAUUCUGCUUCACAGGGACCAUACUACUGUGGUAUUGGUGCUGACAAGGCUUUUGGGCGCGACGUUGUUGAUUCGCAUUACAAAGCUUGUUUAUAUGCAGGCAUCAAUAUCAGUGGAAUCAAUGGAGAAGUGAUGC
Molecule: messenger RNA, 704 nt
Organism: Rubroshorea leprosula
Lineage: Eukaryota; Viridiplantae; Streptophyta; Magnoliopsida; Malvales; Dipterocarpaceae
Source: the annotation of a GenBank genome assembly